Molecule: messenger RNA, 1335 nt
Organism: Macrosiphum euphorbiae (potato aphid)
Lineage: Eukaryota; Metazoa; Arthropoda; Insecta; Hemiptera; Aphididae
Source: the annotation of a GenBank genome assembly
AUGAUGUUUAAAUACAUGUGUUUGGUUUUGUUCAUAACGUGGUAUCAGUUAGCUGAAUGCCACCCUGCGAGCUCCAACGUCAAGGCGAUGGAUUCCAUGAUUGAAAAGGAAUCGGAAGCAUUUUUAUCUGUUGAAGCAGAAGACUCUAGUCAUAAAAAUGUCAGAGACAAAAGGACGAUCGGCUUCUUAAGGCAGCUGUUUCCAAAUCUAUCUCAGAUAGUCGACCGAAAGAUCCAACAAAUCACGCGAUUCGUAUUCCGCGUGAUCGGCAGGUUGGUGCUCCGGGGCGGCGGAAAUGGUGCGGGUGGCACCGCCCCCACUGGCGGUGCCGGUGGUGAAUCCGGUGGCAAUGGUGGCCGGCGGAUAUCGAUCACGUUACCCACGUUCCCGCCGUCCACGGACGACGAGGACGAAGAUACAGCGACGGUCCUGCCGACGGCUGACACGUCGUCUUCACCGGCAUCACCGUCAUCAGACUCUGACCCGGCUGCAUCGAGAAUAGUGGAGCCGGUUUCAUCUGAGGCGGCCGCCACCGAUUCUGCGCCAGCCGCAUCCGCAGACUCGGCCACCGCUGCUGACUCAGCCGUAGCGGCUGAUUCAGCCUCCGAAGUGGCAGUCACCACAGCCGAACCAGCGGCUACCUCUGCCCCGGUCACCACCGCCUCCACCGAAGCCGCCCCGGUAACAAACGCCGCUCCGGCCGCCGGAUCAGUCUCCACCACCACCGUCGCCGCCGCUGCUGCCGCCGCUGCAACUGCCACCGCCAACGCAAUCAGCUCGCCAACCACUCAAAUGCCAUUGGACUCAGACAACACAGUGGGCACCGGCAUUGUAAAGAGGACAGCGAGGGAAGUUUCGACAAACGAACCGAGCUCAACGAAAAAACGGUCACCGCUCUCAGACACUGAUAACGACGUGUCGUCUGACAAUUCUUUGUCAUCGAACACCGGCGACGACGCCCAAGCCGAGACAGUCGCGGACGAAGACCCCAGGAACAAAAGGUUCUUAUUCAACUUGCGAGGAGGAGCCGGCGGUGGAUCCGGCAACUUUUUAUUCGACCUGAUCCGAUUGGUGGCUGGAAGUGGGGCAAACCAAGAUAGAGACGAGUCGGCUGACUCGGUACCGGCUGAAGCAGGCGAAGCCCAAGAGAUCCAGGCGGGCGUGAAUGCCAAAGAAGACGGAUACAGCGUCGGCGUACCCGGACCACUGACAAGAAUAUUCGUAAUCGCCAACAGGGGAGUUGCCAAUUUGGUCCAAGACUUGAUACUGAGAUUGGCCCAGACCACCGAAAGAAUAGUGAACUUCAAAGCCAGAUUAAUUACAUCCCUCAUCUAA